UCACUGUAACAUGUUUAAUCGUAUUAUAAUAUAGCAUAAAGUAUGAUGCUUACAAUAAUUUAUACAGGCAUUCAUAUCAUUAUUUCAUUAAUACAUAAACACAGAAUACUAUGACGAUAAAGUGUCAACUUGGCUCCUAUUUUAACUGUAACAGUAUUUUCAAUAUGGCUAAAGUUUUGAUCGGAUGGUUUAUUAUUUAUUGUUGCAUUGGAUUAUUUGGUACAGAUGGAACUCUUUUGGACGUUCAUAUCUCGAAGAUAGUGACAGGAAAAAUAUACUUUCCUAUGGACCAACCAGUGGAAGAAGAUAAAAAUUACAGCUUAUCACAGUGUAUAUUGCAAUGUCGGAGUAAAUCAGCAACAUGCAAAAUGGUUAUAUAUGACUCAUCAAUAAGCGACUGUGGACUAAUCAGCAAGUUCUACGAUGAAAAAAGUCUAGCAGACUGUACUGAGCAAGUCAGGUCCCUUCGUUCUGAUAUUUUAGCAUAUCAGAUAUGAAGAACACGUAUUGAAACAGUUAAAGGUGACACAUUGUGGAUGUUUCAAGCAAUCAGUUAAUAACGAUUCAAUUUCAGAACAAUAUUCAAUGGUUUUUCCUCUGGAGCAAGGUUAUUUUGGAAAUAAUUCAUCACUGUUUAAUUUAAGACUGUUAUAAAAUUAAAUAUUACACCA
This is a messenger RNA of Mytilus trossulus (common blue mussel), 671 nucleotides long. RefSeq lists its product as uncharacterized. The transcript is spliced from 2 exons. NCBI's taxonomy places the organism in Eukaryota, Metazoa, Mollusca, Bivalvia, Mytilida, Mytilidae. The coding region runs from base 111 to 497 and encodes 128 amino acids. The record is from RefSeq and is a predicted model, not a curated record.